AUGAAGGCAUCGGUUGUCGAACGGUUUAAUCGUACGCUGAAAAAGGACAUGUGGAAGAAGUUAACACUCAACGGCAAUUACAAGUGGGUUGACCUGUUACCGGAUCUCGUGUCAAAUUACAAUUCUCGGAAACACCGAACGAUCGGUGUGCGACCCGUCGACGUAACCCUUGCUGUGGCUGAAAAACUCUUGAAUAUGGUGUACAGCUCGAUAAAGAUUGCUGGUCGAGCGAAGUUUAAAGUCGAGGUCUAUUGCGAAACAUCUAUAGCUGGAGCGUUCUACGAGCACGAGUUGCAUCGUGCGACUCACCCGAACGUGUAUCUCGUGGAGAAAGUAUUGCGCGACAAGGUUUACGUCAAGUGGUUAGGAUUCGAUGGAUCACAUAAUUCGUGGAUUCACAAAGACAAUGUCAUAUAA
Molecule: messenger RNA, 417 nt
Organism: Monomorium pharaonis (pharaoh ant)
Lineage: Eukaryota; Metazoa; Arthropoda; Insecta; Hymenoptera; Formicidae
Exons: 2
Coding region: 1-417 (138 amino acids)
Biological process (GO): DNA integration
Molecular function (GO): nucleic acid binding
Source: RefSeq, a predicted model, not a curated record